GUGUUUUUCCCGCCCUGCGCGUCACUAGCUGUCUGACUGAUGGAUUUCAGCUAGCGAUGGAUACUUACAUCAGCUGUGAGAGGCUUUGACAGAGGGGAUUUGGCUGGUUUUGGACACAGAGUCCAGUGGGCAGACAUGGUGAGGCACAGCAUAACGACGGAGUUGCAAACCUUCCAGCAGUCUCUCCAGGAGAAGUCCCUGGCUGUGGGCCAAGUAGGGCAGAGCUGCGGGGGAACUCAGGAGAACGGGGUCGCUUCAGAGGAGAGACAGCACCUUUCACAGGGCCCAGCAGAAAUUGAGAAAAGCCAGCCAGUGAAUAUCCCAGAUGCAGCUAAAAGAAAGAAGAAGAAAAGAACUAGAGCAACAGACAGCUCCACAGGCACUUUUGAUGAUCUGUACAAACUGACGGAUGAGGUGCUCGGUCAGGGGGCUUAUGCUAAAGUUCAAGGAUGCAUAAGUCUGCAGAAUGGACAGGAGUUUGCUGUGAAGAUCAUAGAAAAGAGUGCAGGGCACAGCCGCAGCAGAGUCUUUCGAGAAGUGGAGACUCUCUACCAGUGUCAAGGAAACAACAACAUUUUGGAAUUGAUCCAGUUCUUUGAAGACAGCUCCUGCUUUUAUUUGGUCUUUGAAAAGCUGCGUGGCGGCUCCAUUCUUACACACAUCCAGAACCGGAAGUACUUUGAUGAGCUAGAGGCCAGUAAAGUGGUCAGAGACAUUGCCCAAGCUCUUGAUUUCCUACACACUAAAGGCAUUGCCCAUAGAGACCUUAAGCUGGAGAACAUCCUUUGUGAAUACACAGAUCGGGUGUCCCCAGUAAAGAUCUGUGAUUUUGACUUGGGAAGUGGAGUGAAGCUUAGCAGUGCCUGUACGCCCAUAACGACUCCAGAGCUCACCACACCGUGUGGCUCAGCAGAGUACAUGGCCCCAGAGGUAGUGGAGGUGUUCACUGAUGAGGCCUCGUUCUACGACAAACGCUGUGACCUAUGGAGUCUCGGGGUCAUCCUCUACAUCCUGCUGAGCGGCAGCCCCCCCUUCACAGGCCACUGUGGCACCGACUGUGGCUGGGACCGGGGAGAAACCUGCAGAACGUGCCAGAGUCACCUGUUUGAGAGCAUCCAGCAGGGCAAGUAUGAAUUUCCAGACAAGGACUGGGAUCACAUCACCCAGGGGGCCAAGGAUCUCAUAUCUAAGCUGUUGGUUCGGGACGCAACUCUGCGCCUCAGUGCUGCUCAGGUCCUCAAGCACCCUUGGGUGCAGGGGAAUGCUCCAGAGAGAGGUCUUCCAACUCCUCGUAUUCUACAGAGGAACAGCAGCACUAAGGACCUGACCCAGUUUGCAGCAGAAGCCAUCGCCUUUAACCGGCAGCUCUCCCAUCACGACGAGCAGCAGGAGGAUGUCGGAGCCAUCGUCUGCUCCAUGAGGCUUUCUCCUCCUUCCAACUCCAGACUGGCCCGCAGACGGGCGCAGUCCAACGCCCUGCGCACCACGGACUUCGCACCCGCUUCGGACGACCUCACAGCCUAAAGAGUGUGUGUGUGGCCUUGUAGCCUCAGAAGAGACUAACUGUUAUUGGUGUAAACGCUCUUUCCCAUGGCCAGUAAUCUUAUCACCAAGAGAGAGUUUAAGCACCAAGGGGACAGUUAAUCGUCGGCUACCACCUCCUAAUUGAAAACAUAGUUGAAACUCCUGAGAUUUGUCCAGGAAACGUUUUUUUUAAGCUGCCUGAGUUUUAAACAACAACAGUUUUAUUUGAGAGUAGCUUUGGGUUUUCUUUUACGCUUAGUCUUAACAGAGUUGUUUAUUUUCUGUCCAAUGAUUUUAAGAUUUACAAUGACCCCAAUACCGCUCUUAAUGCCAGCAGUUUCUAUUCUAUUGAUCUAUUCGAUAUCUAAACCGUACAUAUCAUGAGCAACACAGCAUUACGUUGGCUCAGCACAGGUUUGCAGCUGUUGCUGUGCUAAUGCAAUAUUAUCUAAUUUUGAUAUUAAUAUUUUAUGUAAAUGUUUCUCAGUCACUGGAGGAAAGGGAUGAGUUAUCUUUUAUGUUUGCUUUUUUAUUUUUCAAGCAUGUCAGUGUAUGUGAUUUGAAGUGUGUGGGUGUACUUACUUGUUUUUUUUAGUUGUUUUUUUAAGUCUUUCUUGUCGAUGCUACGUAAAACUUCCAGAAAGUGCAAGAAUGUGAAUGGACGUUGAAGUUAGAGGAGCCCCUUUGAUCAAAUAGUUUUGUAUUUCCUUCCAAUUCUAGCUUUCACCUCAACACAAGUUACCUGUAGCACUGAUGUACUUUAAAGUAAGUCACUUAUUUAGUUUUUCUGAAAGGGAGAAUAUUAUAUCGUAAAUAAUCAGUUUGGUCUAACAAUGUGAAAUCCACACCUGCAGUAAUUAUUUUUUAAGGUGGUUUUAACAACUUUUUAUCCUCAUUAGAAUCUGACAUUAGCUAUUUUUUUUUGCACCAUGUCUUUGCACAUUUGUUACUGUACCAAUGUAACCCCAUCCCAAAAAGACUUAGUCUUAGUUCCUAAUUGUCUUAUUGAUUUGAUAUGUCAGAGUGUUUUUAGUGUGAAUGACUUGGAUUUUGCAGAAUUUGUUUUGGUUGUUAUGUCGCUAGUAAGACCUAAAGAGGUUGUAUGUAUAGUAAUGUUACACUUUGUAGUAAGAUAGAGGAUUCCAAACGGGUUGAAAGGGAUUUAUUUUUAUACAAGUAUUUGUAUAUUUAGUUUUAUAGUUUUGGUUCUGUGACUGGCUCUGCAUGCGCCAAGGGAAAGAAUAAUGGACUAACCAUGCUAAGACUUCUUAAGUCCAUCAACUUCAUUUUUUUGAUUUUUUUUUUUUUUUUUUUUUUUUUUUUUUUUUUUUUUUUUUUAAAAGAGACCUCUUUUUUUUUUUUUUUCUCUCAUUAUGGACCCCGUCAAUGUGUGAAUGGGGUCACCGAUGGCAGUCUGUCACCUCUGUUUUCCCCUAACCCUAUUAACUUCAUGUGUUUCCCGCUUAAUGACACAUCCCCUGAUUUCACACUGUUGCCAUGGACACCCCAUCCCUAUAGCAACAAAGGUCCUUCAUAGGCUGGAAGGAAUUGUCAGAGAUUUGCUCAGAGCGAAUACACGCACAUUAUCCAACCGCUUGCUACAUUUAAGCCCUCUCUCUCCCGUUAUGAAUCAUAAAAGGACUUGUUUGUUUUCCCCCCCAUCAUUAUGUAAUGGCAUCAAAUGAGAUACAGUAAUUUGGGUGCAAUUAUGGACUCUUAUGGGGUCUAACACAUAAAGCUCUGUGUGGAGCAUAUUUUCACUGGCAUGCUGUGUUCUCAAUAAAAAUAUCCUUAACAUCUGUCUAA
Messenger RNA from Perca fluviatilis (European perch), 3330 nucleotides. It is a transcript of the gene mknk1, whose product is annotated as MAPK interacting serine/threonine kinase 1. The record is from RefSeq and is a predicted model, not a curated record. Gene Ontology annotation, cellular component: cytoplasm; nucleus. Gene Ontology annotation, biological process: peptidyl-serine phosphorylation; protein autophosphorylation; intracellular signal transduction. The transcript is spliced from 14 exons. The coding region runs from base 136 to 1524 and encodes 462 amino acids. Gene Ontology annotation, molecular function: calmodulin binding; calcium-dependent protein serine/threonine kinase activity; ATP binding. NCBI's taxonomy places the organism in Eukaryota, Metazoa, Chordata, Actinopteri, Perciformes, Percidae.